This is a messenger RNA of Zingiber officinale, 846 nucleotides long. RefSeq lists its product as uncharacterized. The record is from RefSeq and is a predicted model, not a curated record. NCBI's taxonomy places the organism in Eukaryota, Viridiplantae, Streptophyta, Magnoliopsida, Zingiberales, Zingiberaceae. The transcript has 4 exons. Bases 1 to 846 code for a protein of 281 amino acids.
AUGGCUCUGGGGCUCCGUGAUGCGCCUGCGGCGCUGCCAGAUGGAGAUCCCCGUGUAGGGUCGUGGGGGCGUGGAUCCGAGAGACCCAGGGGAGGGUGGCGGGCCGGGGACGACCCCAGCGGCGGCAGAGCUACCAUUGCAAUGUGGAACGAUAAUGUCACCUCUCUUCCUCUUGAUCUCGCUGUGGAGUUUUGUGUCCACCUCGUCUCCACUUCUACUACACCACGCAAAGACAUAAAAUGUUUGCAAGAAUCGUGCAAAGUUUUCCAUGAAGCAUCGAGAGCGAGAAAGGUAGGGAAAUUCAUGAACGUUCGGAGGGAGUUGGAACUUAGUCUUAACUGGUUCAAUAAGAAAGAGUACUUCGAGUUGCUUCGUGCUUGUGUCAAUUGUGACAACUUCGAUGCUUACUUCAUCCUCGGCCUUGAAGAGGUGUUCAACCUGAAAGAGAAAACGCUAGGAUUGGACCAUCUGCACAAGGCCAAAGUAGGCAACCACACAGUGGCAAGUUACAUGCUCGGCAUGAUCCUGUUUCAGGAGCCUGAGACACGUUCACUCGCGGUGGAGAUAUUGAACAAGUUGGUUGCUGCGGACGGCAGUAGAGUAAGCACUGCAGCACCAUCCGACGAUGGCACCUUGAUUCGAGGGUGCAGAAUGGAGGCAAAAGAGGUCAUAAGGCGCAUGACUUGGGAGAAACCAAAGCGAGUCAACUCGCUGUGUCCAAAUCAGCGAUGCGGGAGAGUCUUCAGAACCCGCGAUUGGGACUUGUGGUCGUAUGACGAGAAUCGAAUCUUUUGCAGCGACGUAUGUAGAUGGAGGCAUGAGUUAGCGCUACUAGCUAAAUCUUGA